CAGCGCUCGGGCGCCGCGCUCCUCCUGAGGCGGCGGCGGCGUUGGCGGCGGGCGGGAGGGAUGCGGGGCCCGGCCCGCGGCAGCAGUGAAUUCUUGUAGAAGAUUGAUAGCUCUGCCAACAUUUGUCCACAAUAGAAGAUGGGUGGAUUAAUUUCAAGAUGGAGGCAGGCAAAGCCUUCCACUGUAGAAGUAUUAGAAAAAAUAGAUAAGGAAAUACAGUCAUUAGAAGAAUUUAGAGAAAAAAAUCAGAGACUACAGAAACUAUGGGUUGGAAGGCUUCUUCUCUACUCCUCACUUCUUUACCUUAUUACUUGCUUAAUUGUGUAUUUGUGGUGUCUUCCUGAUGAAUGGACAGCAAGGCUGACAAUGACACUUCCAUUUUUUGCAUUUCCAUUGAUAAUCUGGUGUAUAAGAACACUGCUCAUUUUUUUCUUUUCCAAACGGACAGAAAGGAAUAAUGAUGCGCUGGAAGAUUUAAAAUCUCAAAAGAAAAAAAUACUCGAGGAAGUAAUGGAAAAGGAAACGUACAAGAAUGCUAAACUAAUCCUUGAAAGGUUUGAUCCAGAAUCAAGUGCAAAGGAGACUGAACUACCAUCUGCUGGAACAUCUGCAACCCCAAGACCUGGACAAGAGAUUCGUCAGAGGACUGCAGCUCAAAGAAAUGCUUCUACACCCUCAUCUGCGACACCUAAACAAGGUUCUCCAAAGUCCCCAGUUCCAGCAUCUCCUGCUCUGCAGAGAGAGACACCAGCUCCGAGUGGGCUCCUGGAAAGAACUGCUGUGCCAUCCUUGCAAUCAAACGUUUUACCAAGGCGCCCUGGAUCCCCUGCUACUUCAGUGCCUGGAAUGGGUCUUCAUCCUCCAGGCCCUCCUUUGGCAAGACCUGUUCUUCCUCGAGAAAGAGGAGUUGUGGAUAGAGUUAUUGAGUAUUUGGUUGGUGAUGGUCCUCAAAACAGGUAUGCCCUAAUAUGUCAGCAAUGUUUUUCUCACAAUGGUAUGGCUUUGAAGGAGGAGUUUGAAUACAUAGCAUUUAGGUGUGCCUACUGCUUCUUCCUGAAUCCUGCAAGAAAAACUAGACCUCAAGCUCCGCGACUUCCAGAUUUCAGUUUUGAAAAAAGGCAGUCUACAGAAUUGCGAUCUGAACCUCUAGAACCUAGAGAGAGAAAGCCCCAGGAGACUCAACAGACUAAAGAAUCUGAAGAAGAUGUGGCCCAGAUUGUUGAGACAAAUGAGACAGACGAUAAAGCACCAAAUUCUGAGCAUCUAAAUGAUAAGAUAGCUGAAGAAGUUGAAAAAGAAGAAGCAGAAAAUGUUUCAACAACUGAAGAGACUAUUUCAGAGUCUACUUCAGCUGAACAAAGUGAAGAAUCUUUAAUAAAAGCAGAAUAAAGUACUUCAAGUGCCUUCUGUAGCUAGUUUUUAGCUUUGUUCAUGCCUGUUGUUACUAUUCAGGUGAGCUUUUUUUUUAAUGGUACAACUUAAAAAUCUUGCUUGGGCUUAAACUGCCUCAACUGCCAGAGUGUGUCAAAGCUACAUGUAAAAGUGGGUAUUGUAAAUUAAGCAUGUGUCUUCAAGUUAACACAUAGGAUGUGUAUUUGGUUGAAGUCUAACAGCUGUAGCCCUUGUUUAGUUUGUGUAUUUAAAACUUCAAAGUACAAGCUUUGCUAAGGCUGACUUACAAUUUGACAUCUCUUUAGCUGUCACAUAAGAGGAGCAUUUACUGAUGGCAACUGACCUAGUAAGUUUAGCAUAGUGAACUUAAGGUAACUUUUUAAUGCUGCCCUGUUAAAAUUGAGAACAUGUUUAAUACACAGAUGUUUACAAGCUAAAGUGUCAUUGGACAUUUGACUUAAACAUAUGGAAGUGUCAUUGCAGURGUGUUAAUAUUAUUCAUUGUCUAACUUUUGACAGAUUUCAGUUAAAUGGCACUUGGAUAAAUGGCAUCUCCUUUGGUGUUUGCAUUGCAGAUGAACCAGAGGCACCUACAUGCAAAACUGUUUUGUGUUUACAUAAAAUAUAGAGAGUCUCUGCACUUGAUUGUACUUGAAUACAAAGCACUAUUUAUACCUGUACAAUAAUAACAAGAUAUAAGUGAAUUUUGUGCCUUUGUGUAUUUUGUAAAAGGAAAAUAAAGACAUCUAGCAGCAAUACUUGCUUUGUGAUUCCUAAAACUGAAGAGAAUUUAUGUUCUGCUGUGUGCAGCUAUUCCAGAGUUACAUCAUGCAAGUUCAGAAGGAAUGUGCCCCUUAAAAGGAGCAUGUCUAUAUGUAGCUAAGGUGGCUUUGAUAGGAGUAGAUCCCUGAUGAAAGGGGAAGUGCAUGUGCAUUUGCCAAAAGGCUUUUCUAACUGUACCUAAAGCUUGUUGAUACUACUUAAUGUUACAAUUGCAAUGAAUAUUUGCUGCUGGAUUASUGAAAAUGUAAUUUUUUUUCAUUGCAUUGCUUCUUAAGCUAAGGACACUUGUUACACAUUUCGUGUUAAAUAUAACAGCUGSGAUCUUGGAUUACAAGUUUUCUGGUGUCUGGGAAGUAUCAAAGUCAAUAAUUUUUUUUUUUUUUUUAGAAAUAAAUGCUGACCAUAUGUAACUUGGUUGAUUUAGUAAUACUUCUGAUAAAAGUUUUGGUUUUUUCUGUGUUGUGUUCCUCACUUCAGGGAGAGGGGAAAUUUCAAAACCAUUUUUAUUCUGUUGUCUUGGUUGCAAAGGGAAAUAGUUUUUACACUAUAAAGCAAACAAAACCCCUAAAUCUUAGUAGCUUAAGAGUCAUCUACAAGAAAAGCGUGUUUCUAAAUGUGGCUGACCUUAAUAGCCAUGUCUAUAUAUGCAAGACAUAGUUAUUACAUGAACAGCAAAGAUUAAUUUUCUUUUUCAAAUACUUGCUUUGUUUUCUGUUUCUUUGGGGAUAGUUUAGAAGCUCGGCCUUGCAUCAAUCAGAAUCAGGUUUGGUCUGUAUGUAGAUUAAGGAGGAAUUAUUUUUCUAAAUCACAGUUCAUAUUUCAAUUAGUCUUAAUAGACAAUAUAGGCAUGUGAUUAUGUGAGUACUCGUGUUUGUCUAUUCUUACCUAAAAAAUUAGCAAAUAAGCUUUUUGUGUGUGACUAUAUUAAUUGGGAAUACAAAGAAAACAAUCCCUUUUCCAAACAUGUUUUAGAGAAAAGUACAGGGUACAAAGUGAUAGGGGAAUUAAAAAAAAUUAGUAUUAAUUUUUUAAUACUUUUAGAGAAUGUAUUUUAGAUAAUGGAGCUUAAAAUGGAAAUCAUUUUGCCUAAAAGGUGGCAAAACUUACUUAUUAUUUUGUAAGUUGUUAAUCUAUACACUGCAUUUUGUACCUCACUGAUUUAUCUGCUUUAAGGCUUGUUUCUUUGGAUAGAAAAAAAUCACAGACCAUUUGAGUAAUUCAGCACAGUAAACUGUUGGAUGUACUUGCAUUAUAAGUGCUAAAAACAAGUAAAAUUUGUCAUCCUGAUCCCUUAUAUUGGAUAUGAAGGCAUGAAUUACUGUCACUUCAGUACUUAGGAUUCCUUAUAAAAAUAUGUAUCUGAAGUGUCUGGUCUUUUGUAGAGUGAUUUUAGGGUCUUUCCAUGAUAAGCAGGGGCUGAGCUGUAGUGCAUGUAAUAUCUAUAGAAUUGACUGAGAAAACUUCUGACAUUGGACCURUAUAUUAAAAAUGUUUUCAUUAGCCUGGGACAUUUGUAUUAUCUUUUGCCAAGGAAACUGAUGCUUCUUAGGAUUUUGGGAAUAUGAACUUUUUUUUUAAAAAGGAGACAGUAUUUGGAAUGGAGUGGGGUGUUAUUUCUCCCAAGAUUCUUAAAUAUGACAUGAACAACUUUCCAUAGAAAUGAUUGGUGCUUUUUGUUUAAUAUAUCACUGAAGGAUCAAGUAGAGACAGUCAACCUGAUGUGAAAACAAAUACUUUUUAGAAUGUGAAUACGUGCUUGUGACCUAAAAAUACCUAUAGCUUUUGAGCACAGGAACAUUGUCUGUUUUAAGUGCAUGACACAAUUUUCCUGAAAGACUUUCAUACUUAAAAGAAGCGUCCAAGCAGUCAUUUCCAUUAACUGCUUCAGAAUGCUUGAAGAUUAAGCAUGUCUUAGAAUUUUGGUAGAGAAAAAUC
Malurus melanocephalus (red-backed fairy wren) is the source of this 4110-nucleotide messenger RNA. RefSeq names its product lunapark, ER junction formation factor (gene LNPK). The record is from RefSeq and is a predicted model, not a curated record. NCBI's taxonomy places the organism in Eukaryota, Metazoa, Chordata, Aves, Passeriformes, Maluridae. The transcript has 13 exons. Gene Ontology annotation, biological process: endoplasmic reticulum tubular network organization. The coding region runs from base 139 to 1389 and encodes 416 amino acids. Gene Ontology annotation, cellular component: endoplasmic reticulum tubular network.